Messenger RNA from Diospyros lotus (date-plum), 6858 nucleotides. RefSeq lists its product as uncharacterized. The coding region runs from base 241 to 1716 and encodes 491 amino acids. The transcript is spliced from 2 exons. Lineage: Eukaryota; Viridiplantae; Streptophyta; Magnoliopsida; Ericales; Ebenaceae. The record is from RefSeq and is a predicted model, not a curated record.
AAUUUUCUCUUUGGAAUCCUCCUGAACUUUGUUCUGAUGUGCAACCUUUAAACUUACAUCUUCCCUUCAAAUUCUUCUCAAGCACCCAUUGUUGAGUACAAGUUUCAAAUCUCUCUCUCUCUCUCUCUCUCUCUCUGAUAGAUCCGUGCAAACGUGUCACCGUUUGAUUGGUGAUUCAGCUUCCAAAUUGAGCUUCCAAAUUUGAUCUCUUCACCCCUGAGGCCUAUCCAGAGGCCAGCCAUGGACACUGCAUUGGCAGCAGCAACCACCAUGACCAUGCUUAGCCCAGCAACUUGCUCCGCACAAAGACUACCCAAUUCAACUUCCAUAGCCUCACCAUGGCCAGUCACCAGACCAAACCUGCUCGAUCUCUCUGCUUCCAACACCUUCCUAAAUUCCCCCAAAAUUUCAAACCCUAACCCUAGAAACAGGGCAACUGCCCUCUUCCUCACUCAUUGCUCCACCAAACCAAACACAGACGAAGACAACACAACAGACAGUAAAGGUUUGGAUGCAGCCCUCGAAACCAGACCAAAUUUCCAAGAAUCCACAAAACCCAGCUCAAAUCAGCCCACUUCUUCUUCGAAUUUGUCGAUUUCCAGAGGCCUGGUGCUUGAUAUGGGGCCCAAGAAUUCCUGGGAUAGCCGUGAAAUUGGCUCUCCAGUUGUGAAGAGAUUCAUGGGCGAUGAGGAGGAGAGGUGGUACAUGUGGUACCAUGGCAGAUCGGGUGGGAAUUCGGAUUCCAUUGGCUUGGCUGUUUCUAGCAAUGGCAUUCACUGGGAGAGAGGUGGCGGGCGAGUUAGGUCAAGUGACGAUGUGGGGUUGGUGAUGAAUUGCAGUAAGGAUUGGUGGGCGUUUGAUACAGAGAGCAUUAGGCCUAAUUCCGUUGUGAUCAUGUCUAGUUCAAAGGUUAGAGCCAACAAUCCUGUGUAUUGGCUUUACUAUACCGGUUUCACCUCUGAGAAGGUUGAGUUUUGGGAGAAUUCUGUGGAAUUCACAUUGCAGAACCCGGAAAGGGCUCGAAUUCCUGGUGAUGAACAUGGCAGGAAUGGAAACAGUAGAGUCUUCAAGUCAUUGCCUGGUUUGGCUAUGAGUCAAGAUGGGAGGCAUUGGGCUAGAAUUGAGGGGGAGCAUCACACGGGGGCUUUGUUUGAUGUGGGGUUGAAUGGUGAGUGGGAUUCCAUGUUCAUUGCCUCACCACAGGUUGUUUUUCAUGGUAGCGGUGAUCUUAGGAUGUACUAUCAUUCAUUUGAUCUGGAAAAUGGGGUAUUUGCCAUUGGCAUUGCAAGGUCAAGAGAUGGGAUUAAAUGGUUGAAGUUGGGGAAGAUAAUUGGGGGAGGAGGAAAUGGUGCUUUCGAUGAACUUGGGGCGACGAAUCCCCAUGUCGUGAGGAACCCAAGAGAUGGGAAAUACUUAAUGGUCUUUGAAGGUGUGGCUGCAGAUGAGGAGAGGAGUAUUGGGUUGGCAGUGUCGAACGAUGGCUUGAAGAAUUGGCAGAGAGUUCAGGGCGAGCCGGUUUUGAAGCCAUCCGAAGAAGAUGGAUGGGAUAAUGAAGGUGUGGGAUCUCCUUGUCUGGUUCAAAUGGAUGGGGAAGAAGAUGAAUGGAGGUUGUAUUACAGAGGAGUUGGGAAUGGGGGGCAGAUGGGAAUUGGCAUGGCAGUUUCUCAAGGAAGUGAGAUUAGAAGCUUCAGAAGAUGGACAGGAUUUCGCCUUUAGGACAUGCUGUAGAUAUAGCAAGGCUUCUUGUUGUCAAUUCAAGUUGAUUUGGUAAUGAAAUUAUUCUUGCUCUCGUGGGUGAUAACAAAUACUUGAGACUUUACUGCCUAACGGCACUUGUUUCACUUCAUGGGUAAUUAUGUCUUUUGUCUUAUUUUGCUUUCAUUUGCUUCCUUGAAGAUUUUUCAUCUGUCAAAUGACCUAAGAAUUCUAUUCAUAACCAUGAAUUUUUAUUUUGUAUGUUUCUCUUUUACCAUCAUUGGAGUUGAAGAUAAAGGCCAUGGAAACUGGUAAGUGGUAACCAUACUAAUUUAUUCUUGUUUCCUACUCAAUGAAAAGAUGAGGUUGAACUUGGUUUGAUGAUGUUAUUUUAUUACUUGAUGUUGUCUAAAUCUUUUUAUCUGUUUUUUGCGUAAUUUCUCUCAAUUGGAUUCUCUCUUUAAUUUGUCUAUAUUUUGAUCCCUGAUCCCCACAAACGCAUAACAUUAGGUUUGUUCUCAUUUGCUUUGAUCUCAGCCUUGGGGCAUUUGAUUGCUCAUUUUCGUUUUCAAAAGAUUUUGAAAACUUUUCAUUUUAUGUAGAAUCAAAUCAAUACAUGCUCUAUGACAUACUCUCCUAUCAAGGGAUGCAGAGUCCUCAUAUGUUGACUGAGUUGACCCACAAAGACAACAUGACAAAACAACUGUUAUCAAUAAAAUUGUCUAUUAAAGUUUUGUGUAAAAUUUUUUACAUAUUUUCCUCAAAAGUUGUAGUCAAAGAAUUCAAUGUGUGUGUGUGUAUAUAUAUUAUAAUAGUUUUGCUUAGUAGAAUUUUUUCCCAAAAUUUUCUUGUACAAAAGCUUAUAGAACUUUGUUAAAUCUUGAAUACAUAAAAUUUGUUACACAAAAAUAUAAUUUUUUUUUUUUUUUUUAUAUAGAACAAAAUUCAGUAUAAUUUUCUUAUACAGCUUUAUAAGAUGGGAUAGAUUUGGGCCAUUUGGCUGUAGCAUUCUUAAGAGGACAUUCUAAUAUUUUUAACCAAAACGAAACAUUUAUUGUUUUUAAAUAAACUAAAAUAUUUUAUAUAACAGAGAAAAAUAUGAUUUAAUGUAAUGAAACCCAUAUUGAUUCACAUUGUUAACAAUAAGAAAAAAGUUGAAAUUUCAUAAUCUUUGAAAAACAUAAAUUGUUACCUUCUGAGUCCUAAUAGCACAGGUAUUUGCUUAUUUGAUUAUCCUGUUUAUAGAGAUACUACUAUAAUACUGCAUAUUAAUAAUUAUAUAGUAUUCUUUUUUUUAGCAAAGCUAUUAUAGUAUUCUUGUUAUAUAAUUAAAUACUACUAAUAAAAUAUUAAUGAUAUUGCUAAUGUUAAUAAUAUAUUAGCUAUAAAUCUCAACUCUUUUAUUUAGUUGUAGCAAAUGACAGGGAGGAAAACAAAAAUAAGAGCUAAUUGGUGAAGAUGGCAUACACAAGGGACUAAAACAGCGUGAUGAACACUGAAUCUCUGAGCAGAGACAACAUAAUUGUUUCAAUGAAGCUCUGCUCAGAACAACCAAAAUCAAGACUUCAAAACAUUAUUUUCAUCAUUCUUAGUGGCACUUCUUCCACUAGGAUGGUGCCUAAAGAUCCAUCUCCAAACCUUGUGGCCUUUCUUGUCCCUCUUGAUUCCUCUUUCAUUCACAGUGAUACGACAAGAACCCCCUUUUCUGAACAUGGCAUCCCCCAUGGGACUCCCAUUAGAACCUCUAGAUUCAUGGUUUCCCAGAAAACUCCCACUUUUCAAGCUACCCACUUCUGGGACUGGAACUGGGUGAUCAGUGGAUUUCAGAACAGAAACGUCUGGUUUUGACUCUGAUGAUAAAUCCAGUUUCAAGUCAAUGAAGCCUGAUUCAUCCAUCCUGCUGAAGUCACUUUCUUUAACUGGGAAAACACCCCUGUCUCUGGGAUAGAAAGCCGUUUCAGGAUCAGCUUUAAAUCCACUUUUUCUGGGUUCUGAUUCACUGAAGCCACUUACUCUGGCGGAAUCUGAACUUUCUUUCACUGGAAAAACAGUCCUAUCUCUAGCAUACAAACCAGUUUCAGGCUCCAGAAGACCGCCCUUUUCGGCUCUGAAUCCACUCUUUCUUGGCUCUGUUUCACUGAAGCCACUUACUCUGGCAGAAUCAAACAGAGGGCCUCCAUUAACAUCAGAAACUUUAGCACUUGAAAAUGCAAAAUCACUGCUAUCUUCUGGGUCAUGAAAGCUUCCACCCCUGAAGCUGCAGAGAGACCUGGAUCUUGACACGCCACCCAUGUAAUCAAAAACCCACAUCUCACAUUUGUCAUCCAUCGCUCCAACACUUGUUCUCUCACAACCCUUUUCUCUCUUCUUCCUAAACAGCCUCACAAUCCUCCAUAGCCCACUCCUCUUGACACCUGCAAUACAGCUGCUGCUGCUCCUCUUUAGCAGCACAAAAUCUUCAGAUCCCUCCCCAUUUCUCGGCUUUGAACUGGGCUGCUGAUGCUGAUGAUGCUGCUUGGUUUGAUCACUUCUUUCAUUUUCUAUGAGGAAUGACAUUCUCCCAACACUUCCAAUCUCAGCAGCAGAGGAGUUUCUAUAGGAAGAGACCUCAGAGCAAGAGCAAGAAGAGAGGCGCUGCUCUCCACAAUCUGAGCAAACAAGCUUCACCAGCCUGUCUUUGAGGCAGUAAGCACAGAUCCCUACAGAUGAAGAAGAUGGGUGCUUCUUGCAUGGAAAUUCUGAUGCUGCAGAGUAAUUGUAGUCUGAGAAGUUGCUGCUGGCGCUGUAUGUUUCCACAGCCUUGCCUCUCUCCCUCAUUGCUCUCUAGCUAUGGAAGCUUUCCUACCUUCAGAAAGCCUGAAUCUUGGAUGGACCGGGCGAUCUCAACAAGUCCUGCUGCUCUGGAAUUUAUGGCAAGAUGAGAAGUGGGUGGUAGGAAAGUGUUGAUGCAACUUGGGAAUAGGGUCGGAAAUGGCCUUUCAGCAGAUCAAAUCAAGUGUUCUGUCAAACUUUUCUAGGGAACAGUGUCAUUGCAAGGGAAAGGUGAUGGCAAAAUGUACAGAACAAUUCACAUUGGCAUUUCCACAAACAAGAAGUGGGCAAGCAAAAGUAAAUGCAGUAUUUAAAACAGAGGAGAACGAAGCAAAGCAAGGUACAUUCAAUUUCAAUGGCACUGUUGCUAUCAUGCAACAAGACACACCACAGUAUCCUGCAACCACCCAAAAAAGUCUCCCCAUCAGUCGGUGGCAUCCCCAUCAAUCCAUCAAUCUGUCUGUCCCAUAAACUCCUUUUCAAGAUCUCCUUUGUCCCUCCCCUCCCCUCUCUUGACGCUAAUCCAAUCUAAUCUAAUCUAAUCUAAUCUAAUCCCCCUUUCUUUCUUUCUUCCUUUUUCCUUCUUCCACCCUCCCCCGCUUUUCUUGGUUGUACGCAGGCGGGGAAAAGGCAAGCCUGUGAAGUGAAAACUGAUGAUCAUCAUCAUGUGCAGAGGGGAGGGGGGAGGAUCUUGUGCUUUUGGUUUUGCUUUAUUGAUGUGGGGUUCGGCUGUGGAUGAUGGCCACGUGUCCCCACGGAUCUUGCUGCCGUGCAUUUAGAACCAAAGUUAUAAUUAUUAUGUUAUGUGUGUAGGCUUCUGCUUCUUCCCACCACUACCAUGAUGGUUAGGCAUGUCAUCACACAAUCAUACGUCCCUUAGUGCGUUGCCUCCCCCCCUCCCCAGUCCCCUGUUUGUGCCCUUUUUUUUCUUUUUUCUUUUUUUGUUUCAUGAGUAGAAUCCCUAACCAUUAUUAUUAUUAUUAUAAAUAAAUUUUUUGUAGUAAACUUUUAGUUGGUAUAUUUGUAAUCUGAGCUAAUACAUAUGUAAAUAACAAUCACCCAAGUUUUAAUUCUUUUUUUAAAGUAGUUAUUAGUUAUACAUUAUGGUACACAAUUAAUAAUAAUAAUAAUAAUAAUAAUACGGGGCCAGGCGCACAUCUAUAUCUACAUGGAAUAGGAAGAAGGGAUGGUGACAACACUAAGCAAGUAAAAUGUCAAAAAAAUUGUCAUGUUAUUUGACUCUCAACUACUGAGGUUAGUGUGUGUGUGGAAAAACCCACCCUUUUACGUGUCAUAGUGAAACACGGAGGGAUCCCUCUUCCCUUCACUCUCAUAAUAAAACCAGGGGAUUGGGGGAUUUUAUCCCCCAGCCCAACUGGUGGUCCACACUUCAAACAGGGGCUGCUUGCUUAUUCCAUUUUCAAAAAAACACCUGCACAAAUAUCUAAUAAAAUAAAGAAUGGAGAUAACAAAAAAGGGGAGGGGGCCAUCAGGUAUGUUAGGUAGGCAUGGGAUUGGGAUAUACAUAUAUGUAUAGCGUGUCUGGCAUGGCAUGAGACAUGCAUGAUGGGGGAGGCGGCACGCCCACCCCCCAUCCCAAAUGCAUUAUGCAUCAUUAAAAAUGGUAGGCAUUAGGCAAGGCACCAAACCAUUGUUGAAAUAAUAAUAGUAGUAAUAGUAAUAGUAAUAUUGUAGUAGAGGGGGGGUUGCUUAAUUUAACGAUUUGGUUGGCAAUUGGCAUCAUUAUCAUUGUGUUUCCUCACUUCACUUGAUUUUGUCCUUCAAUUUGCCUUGGGAAUAAUAAUUAUGUGAUUCAAUCAACCCAUAUUUGUUGUUUUACACACCAAGUUAUUAUGUUUUGAUUGCACUAAUAAUUGUUUUCAAAUAAUUUUUACCCUUUUAUUUUUUUGUUAAUUUGGGUAUUUUUUUGGACACUCAAAAUCAAGGUAUGUUUUCUCUCUCUUUCUCUCUCUCUCUCUUUUUGGGGUUUAGGUAUGUUAUCAUAAUUAUUUUUUUAUUUAAUGAAUUAAAUAUAGAAUUUAAGAGACAAAUUGAUAAAUUUGAAAUGUUUUUUUUUUAUAUAAAUAAAUUAGAGAGAGAGAGAGAGAGAGAGAAUGUUUUAAAGCUAUUUACCCAAUUGAGAAAGAAAAAAACAAAACAAAACAAAACAUUGUUAAUUAUUAGGAGGAAUUAGUGAUAUUCAAAGUAGUAGUAGUAGGAGGAGGAGGAGGAGAAAGAUUUGAUUAAGGAUGAUAAUUGGAGGCGCCUUGUAGUUGUCUCCCAUCCCAUUGGUGUUGGUGGUCAAUGGCAAUGCUGAGGUUGUUAUGAUCUUCUUCUUAAGAACAAAAGAAA